This is a messenger RNA of Triticum aestivum (bread wheat), 2580 nucleotides long. Its product is annotated as methyl-CpG-binding domain-containing protein 9. The annotation marks the transcript as partial. The record is from RefSeq and is a predicted model, not a curated record. NCBI's taxonomy places the organism in Eukaryota, Viridiplantae, Streptophyta, Magnoliopsida, Poales, Poaceae. The transcript is spliced from 4 exons.
GUAAUCCGUAAUCCGUAUGCUGCAUGUGCCGAUCGAACGGAUAUAGUGGAAAUGGUUGCAGAAUUCUCUAAGAGUUUUGAAUUGUAUAAGACAGAGGUGCUUGACCUUGUUCAGAGAUUUGAUAGUUACCUCUCUAAUGAGAAUACUGGUUCAGAAAUCCAUGAGGAGCUACAUGACAUUGUGACUGCAGCGACCAAAUUACCUAAAGCUCCAUGGGAGGUGGGUAUUUGCAAAGCAUGUGGCAUUGAUAGAGAUGAUCACAUUGUUCUCUUGUGUGAUGGCUGCGACGCGGAGUACCAUACUUAUUGCCUGAGUCCACCACUAACUCGUAUACCACGAGGAAACUGGUUCUGCCCAUCGUGCAAGUUAAAGCCAGAGAGAUCACAUCUUGACCAGGGUGCUCUGGAUUUUAAACGACAGCGAAAAGGAGCAGAGUCUCAUGCAUUUCACGGCAAACCAUCGUGCAUGUCAGCUCAAAAGAAAUCACAUCUUGACCAGGGUAUUCAGGAUUUGAAACCACAACAGAAAGGACCCUAUCAUGACAUGCUUAUUAAGUUAGCUGCAACAGUGGCACAAAAGGAGUACUGGGAGCUUAGCACACAAGAGAGAAUCGAUAUGCUGAAAUUUCUUUGUGAUGAAAUGCUCAACACAGUCCUGAUAAGAGAACAUAUAGAAAAAUGUCCAGAUAAGUUCAAUGAUCUCCAGAAGAAGUUUUAUGCUUUGAAUUUUGAAUUGAAGCAUCUGAAAGAUAAGGAGGAAAUGAGGACUUCAUAUGGUGAAAUGGAUACUUUAUCUGACCAGAUUUCAAAAGUGCAGGAGUCAAUUGGCACAGUAGAGUCAGAGCUUAAUAUGGCAACCCUGAGAAGAGAUUUUCUGGGAAAGGAUUCGUUGGGUCGACUGUACUGGGUGUUAGGACGAUUUGGUAAACGUCCUUUACUGGUCGUUGAUGGAAGCAUGCUGAUAAGCAAGGAGAGGGACCCACCAUCUACUUCUGAUUGUAAAGGAUGGAAUUCUGCAUCUGUUGUCAUUUAUGAAUCGGAUGAAGAAAUCCAUAGUCUUGUUGACUGGCUAAGGGAAUACGAUCCAUGGGAGAAGGAGCUGAAACGUGGUAUCCAGCAGUACUGGCAGCGGCAGCGGCAUCUUCAUCACCUGGGUAAUUUUGUUCUCAGUGAUCCUCCAGUAUCAUCCCAGGGGUCGUCGAACAGCAGCGAGCAGCAGCUUAUGGAACUUCCCAGUACCAAGGCUGCAGCAAUUUUGGGGAAAACAUGCCGCUGCGACUGCUUAGAGCCUAUAUGGCCUGCUCAACACCACUGCACAGCAUGUCACGAGACUUACUUCACAUCAACGGAGUAUGAAGAUCAUGCUGGAAAGUGCAAUGGACAUGUGAACAAGGACAAGGAUUCUGUUCAUCCUAGCUCCACCUCUGAGUCUGACUCCACAAAACCGAUGAAGUCAUGCCCAUAUGGCUUUGAAGUGAUUUGCAGAAAAUUUUCCACCAAUGAUUCAAGCAAGGAGAUAGUGAAGGAUAUUGGACUUAUUGGAUCAAACGGAGUUCCGUCUUUUGUCCCUUCACGUGCAGCUUUUAUUGAUCCUCCAGUCAUUCUGAAUAAAAACAAAAAGCAAGAUGACAUCCCAAAUGAUGAUUGUGUUUCCAGCUCCUUAGAGGAAUGCCAGGCAAUGUCUGUACAAAAGCUAGGGAAGGAGGGGUCCAAUUCUGCUCAAGAUUGUCCUGCAGCUAGUACUUCCUGUGAUGAAAAUGUGUCAAAAACUAAGGAGCCAGCCCCUGAUACUGACACUACUUCCUGUGAGGAAGCAGCAUCUUCUGCAACAGACAAGCCAACAAGAUUGCUGGCUGUUAACGGUGGCUUGGUUCCGGAGUCAUCAUUGAGACCUGUUACAGGAAGAAACUCCCAUAUCCUAAAGCAGCAAAAGAUCCAUUUGCUUGAUAUAGAAGCAGCGUUGCCUGAGGAAGCUUUCAGAGCCUCAAAGUCUCAACAAAUGAGAAGGCGUUCAUGGCGUUUUUUUGUGAAGCGUGCAGAAUCAAUAUCCGAGAUGGUACUGGCGACCAGCAUGUUGGAGAGAGUGAUAAGAUCCGAGUUCUUGAAGAAUGAUUGGUGGUACUGGUCCUCCUUCACAGUAGCUGUCAAGACCUCAACUGUAUCCUCACUCGCUUUCAGGAUCUACACUCUCGACGACUGUAUCAUGUACACCAAGGAGCCUAGCACCGUGCCGCCGGCUGACAGUACAAAAGUUGUGAACAAAGGGAGGAAGGGGAAAGAGCCAGAACCGUCAGCGUCGUAAUUUGCGCCGCUCGAUUUAUUGUAUACCCCAAACUUAGAUGUUCCGCCGACAGUUCAACAAUAAUAUGACGCUGUGGUGACAGAGAUGGUACUAUAGGCAGAGUUUGGUUAUUAUGUGGUCCCUUGAGGCUUUAGACUUAGAGCUAUCUUUGAUUCUGGUGUUCCUGCAAGGGUGCAAGUGCAACCUUGACAGUUCAUCUUAAUACAAGUCAUAUUUAUCAGACUAUAUAGUUGUGCGCCUUAGAUAUGUUUGGGCCAGCAAAGAAGGAAAAUGUGUUGU